AUGCUGCGGAUCUUUCUUUUGGUUUUUACCGCUGUAAGAAAGUGGUCAGGUAAAGAACGAAUACACAUACGACCCGAGAGCAGAUUGAUAGCUCUAUUCAACCCUUUCAUCUUCUGCUCUACAAGGUUCAACCAUGGAAAUGAUUUACAGAUCUACACUUCACUAUCGAUCGCGGACGUACGAACGUGGGGAAGUGCAUCUCAGCUGCAGGCGUUCAUCCAGAGUACUCUGAAGGAGAGUGUAAAAGUGGGUUUCAUGAUCCGUCACUCGAUCAUUGCCAAGGAAGGGAUGUCACAACUACAUGUAAACAUAGGCCUCCUAGGUUUCUACCACCCGAAACCAUGCAUGAGGAUUUCCGCUGGCAAGCUAGAGCAGAAAACAAAAGAAGCGCCGCUAAAUAAAAGACGAAAGAAAAGUCUUGCUGCGCUGCGGGGCCGAACCGCAACCGAUGAUGUGGCUCCAGUAGCGCUGUACCUUUUCUCUUUUGGCGACCGAGGAACCGAUUGGGCAGCGGUACCGGGUUUGAUGAUAGUCCAUCACAACGGUAGGUAUCAGACUGCGACAACAGAGGAGCAACGGAUUAAAGAUCUCAAUCAAAGUCUUACCGUCCAGAUGGAUAUUGAGCCUCGUUUUAAAGUAGUCGGAGAGUUAAACAAGACUAGAAUCAAUUGUUUCCAAAGCUUUCCUGACGAAGCGAAUAUGGCUAGAGAAAUACGGCACCUCAGUUGA
Messenger RNA from Morchella sextelata, 729 nucleotides. RefSeq lists its product as uncharacterized. The transcript has 14 exons. The record is from RefSeq and is a predicted model, not a curated record. NCBI's taxonomy places the organism in Eukaryota, Fungi, Ascomycota, Pezizomycetes, Pezizales, Morchellaceae. Bases 1 to 729 code for a protein of 242 amino acids.